ACAGCGUGACCUGUGUGUGAGUCCCAAUGACAGACGUUUGGGGUUUUGACCAUGGUGGGAAUUAGAUUCACAUUGCGGUCUUUUAUUUAAAAGACGGUUAAAUAAACAAGGGCAAGGACGUCUGUGAAGAUGCCAGCCGGUGUGUCGUGGACUCGUUACCUGAGAAUGUUAGGUGCCAGUAUGCUGGCCAUGUUUGCAGGAGCACAGGUCGUCCACCAGUACUACCUACCUGAUCUGACUAUACCAGACGUCCCGCCAAAGCCUGGGCAGCUUAAGACAGAAUUGCGGGGCUACAAAGCCAGAGAAGAAGCGACUGCUGUGUUACAGCAACUUAAAGCAGAACAAAAGGUGGACUGAUCCUGGAAUUACACGUCCUCUUGUGCGAUGGACACUCUGACUCGAGCGUUAUGUCCAAUGUGUUUUUGCCAACAGCUUGACGUGCCUGGGAGUAAAGUCAAUUCUGGAACAUCUGCAGAUGGAUAUUUUCUGCUUUUAGUGUUUUUUCUUUCAAUGGAGAAAACGUGAGAGGAAUGAAAUGUGACACACUCGGGUUAAGGAUCCUAUUGGACUCGAGAUCAUUUGGUUUACUCGACCAUUGGUGUCUGUUGUUAAUUUAUUUCUGUUCUAUUCAAAAGUAUAUUUUUAUUGUUUAUCUUUGAUUGGAAAUAAAGAUAUAUCACCAACAAUUUAA
This is a messenger RNA of Pseudoliparis swirei, 691 nucleotides long. Its product is annotated as ubiquinol-cytochrome-c reductase complex assembly factor 6. The transcript is spliced from 3 exons. The record is from RefSeq and is a predicted model, not a curated record. Lineage: Eukaryota; Metazoa; Chordata; Actinopteri; Perciformes; Liparidae. Gene Ontology annotation, cellular component: mitochondrion. The coding region runs from base 130 to 357 and encodes 75 amino acids. Gene Ontology annotation, biological process: mitochondrial respiratory chain complex III assembly.